AUGUUUCGUUUGAAACGCCCGGGGACUUUUUGGGCCUGUAGGCAGGUACCAUCUUAUCGAGCAUUUGCAAUUCGGUUUCUGUCUACGAAGACUUACGAUCCACUCCGGAUUCUCUUCUGCGGAUCGGACGAGUUCAGUAUAGCUUCCCUGAAAGCUCUCCAUGAGGAGUACUUACGAAAUCCGGAUCGUAUCGCUUCGAUUGAUGUCGUCUGCAGGCCUGGAAAGAAGGUUGGAAGAGGAUUGAAAGUUGUACGAGAGGUCCCCAUCAAGGCGGCCGCAUCCGAAUUGUCACUUCCGAUUCAUGAGAUAGAUACCUUUAAAGGGUGGACGCCACCUCUGCCUUCUGGGGAACCGAUCAACCUGGUAGUAGCCGUGUCGUUCGGGCUGUUUGUACCUCGACGGAUUCUUACUUCAGCCAAAUAUGGAGGGCUAAAUGUCCAUCCUUCGAUGCUUCCAUUUUAUCACGGACCGGCACCGUUACAUCAUGUUCUUAUGGACGGUAAAACCACAACCGGUGUCACGCUUCAGACAAUGCACCAUCAGCACUUUGACCAUGGCGUCGUUCUCCAGCAAACACCGCCCCCUGGCCUCGAGAUACCGGAUCCAGAUUCAUGCACGGUUCCGCAACUGCUGGAUGUCGUUACGCCCAAAGGAGCAGAUGUUUUGCUUGACGGUGUCAGGCAGGGGCUUUUUGUUCCUCCAUUGGAGAACCGAGGAUUUAGCGAUUUACCGCUUAGUGAUGCACCACAUGCGGCUAAAAUCACGCCAGAAGACCGCCAUAUCAGCUGGCCAGAGUGGUCAUGGCAGAUAAUCAACAGGAGGAACCGGGUGAUAGGCCCAUUAUGGAGCAAGGCUUACCUACAUGAUAGUCGGCCCGACUCGACCUCAGGACCAAGAAAGAGAUUGAUCUUCACGGAAAUGGAAGAAGCUCAGCCACAGGAAGGUUGCAGGGAAUUUACUUCGUCACCCGGUUGGCCAUUUGUGGCUAGCUCUUUACAGGCUGAGGGUAAAAGGGAAGAGAAGCUCUACGUCUGGACUUCUGACAAGAAACUGAUCCAUCUACGCCGAAUGAUUGUGGAAGGAGCACCGAAUACGGACGCUGCUCGGGCCGCACGCAAAGCUGGAUUUUUGGGUGACAGAGUAGUCCGUACGGACGAUUUCGAGUUCCACGGCUUCCACGAUGCUCUUUUAUGA
Molecule: messenger RNA, 1194 nt
Organism: Aspergillus chevalieri
Lineage: Eukaryota; Fungi; Ascomycota; Eurotiomycetes; Eurotiales; Aspergillaceae
Gene: FMT1
Product: methionyl-tRNA formyltransferase
Exons: 4
Coding region: 1-1194 (397 amino acids)
Biological process (GO): conversion of methionyl-tRNA to N-formyl-methionyl-tRNA; biosynthetic process
Cellular component (GO): mitochondrion
Molecular function (GO): methionyl-tRNA formyltransferase activity
Source: RefSeq, a predicted model, not a curated record